AUGACCAUCAUUGUCAAAUUGGUUGAAUCGACAAGCUACUCCAGCACCGACAUUCAUGUAAGAAAAUUUUUAGGUGUUUUGCCCUACACCUACAGCGCCACCGCCGCCCAAUUUUAUUCUUAUCGCCCCGCCGUUCAUCUUCUUCGUGUUUCCUUUUCCUCUUCCCCGUGUUCUUUUUCCUUCCAAGUCGUCCCUCCGCUGCUGCUGCUUCCGCCUCCGCCUCCGUCAAUCAAGCUUCGCGGACGACCGUCGCUGCUUUUCCCAGCCGCCGUGUCCGCCUUUAGUGUUUGUCCAUUAGUGUCGGCAUUUCUCCAGCCACAGUACGUCGCUUUAAGGAAAACUAAUAAGAAAAAUUGCCCGAUCCACCGCUUCGAACAGGCGGUUCGAAAGAAUGUGAAACCGACACAGUACCGUAGCCGCCGCCUUCGUCGCCGUCACGUAGUCUACAUCGGCCCUGCUUGUUCUGAAUUCCCAAAAAGAAUGGCGAAAGGAUUGAUCUGGGCAACUGCAGAGGAUAUGGCUAGGAACAGAGCAAGGCUGGCAAAGAAAGCGGAGGCUCGGGCAAUAUUUCUUGUGGGUUCCGAGGAGCGAUCCCUACAUAACAUUCAAGAUCUAAUUGAUACUGGUGAGUAUGCUCUUUCUUGCUUGAGGAAAGGCGAAAUCCCCAAACUUAAAGAAUAAAUUGAUCUUCAUAUGUCAUAUGUAGAAUUUGAAAUAUAGCUCUGGUUUAGAACAGAAUUUGAUUAUCAUACACCAAUUUUUGUGGUGAAUUUGGGAUUA
This is a messenger RNA of Andrographis paniculata, 780 nucleotides long. RefSeq lists its product as uncharacterized. Bases 1 to 681 code for a protein of 226 amino acids. The transcript is spliced from 4 exons. Lineage: Eukaryota; Viridiplantae; Streptophyta; Magnoliopsida; Lamiales; Acanthaceae. The record is from RefSeq and is a predicted model, not a curated record.